Molecule: messenger RNA, 1113 nt
Organism: Cladophialophora carrionii CBS 160.54
Lineage: Eukaryota; Fungi; Ascomycota; Eurotiomycetes; Chaetothyriales; Herpotrichiellaceae
Exons: 1
Coding region: 1-1113 (370 amino acids)
Biological process (GO): transmembrane transport; sulfite transmembrane transport
Cellular component (GO): plasma membrane
Molecular function (GO): sulfite transmembrane transporter activity
Source: RefSeq, a predicted model, not a curated record
AUGAACGCUGGUAUCCUGGGCACAUUACUCCACCAGCUCCCAUAUCAGUUCCACGGUCUCCCCGUGCUGUCGACCAUCUUCUUCAUGCUCGACCUCGUCUUGUACAUCUUCUUCUCGGCCAUCUACAUCCUGCAUUUUGCGCUCUUCCGGCGGCGGGCGUACGACGAACUCGUCAACAGUGUCGCCGACUUGUGCCUCUUCCCCUGCUGGUCCAUCGCGUUCAUGACGCUAGUUUCGUUCGUCGCGCUCACAGUGACCCACGCGUCGUGGGCGGGCCCCGGAUUCACGAUCCUCGCCUGUGUCAUGUGGUGGAUCGCUGCGGCGUGGGUGUACGCGAUGCUGGUCUUUGCCUUUGUCAUCCUCAUCCAGAAGCACACGAUUCUUGACCGCCAGUUGCCCACUCUGGUCAUCAUCCCCGCCGUCGGGGUGGCCACGCUGGCGGCCAUCGGCGGCGUCAUCGCCUGCUUCGCGCACGACAUCUCCGCGGGCCUGGCCGUGCCGAUCAUCCUCAUGUCCAUCUGCGCCGUCGGCGUGGGCAUCAUCCUCGGCAUGAUGCUGUACACGUACCUGUUCCACCAGCUGUUGGCGAAGGGCUGGCCCGCGCCGCCCCAGACAGCCACGCUGUUCAUCCUCGUCGGGCCCGUGGGACAGUCGGCCGCGGCGCUACAACUGAUCGGGCGCGCGGCCGACACGUCGGGCCACUUCGCAGCCUAUGGUAAGGGAUUCCUCCUGGCUGGGGACGCCGCCUACUCGCUGCACGUGGCCUGCCUGUUACUCGCGCUCCUGAUGACCGGCCUCGGGGCCGUGUGGCUGGCUUUUGCAUUCUGCGCCAUGAUCGACCGCGCGUACCACAGGCAGCUGGUCUGGGCGCCGACAUGGAACGCCGUCAUCUUCCCGACCGCCACGUUGGCGACGUCGACGCUGCUGCUCGGCUCCGAGUUGGACUCGCCGUUCUUCAGAGUCGUCACCGUCAUCCUGGUCGUGUUCCUGGUUUUGGUCUUCUUCGUCAAUGUGGCGUUUACACUGCGCGGGAUAUUCACGGGCCAGCUCCUCAUUGUAAGAGACGACCCGCGCGCCAAAGGGCAGCUGGACGAGAGGCCAAAGGCUAGCUAG